AUGCACUGCAGCCAGAACAAGGGGAUCCGCCCCGAAAAGACCAACCAGACUCUGCCAGACCGAGGCCACACCAGACAGGAUCUGAGCGAUGGGUUCAGCAGUGGCUGGUACAUGCCCAGGAAGCUGAAGGAAAGCGGCCACCCUGGGCCCCUCAACACGAAAGACAGUGACUUUGGGGACCUGGGGGCCCAUGACGGCAUGCACCAUGGCCUGCAGUCGAAGGCUCAAAGUGCCAGACAGGCAGGCAAGGAGCGGAAGUCCAAGGGCCACGGCAAGAACGGCCAUGGCAGCACGGAAGCAGAUCUCUUCCCCACGGCUCCCCGGAAGCCCUCGUUCCCUUUCCAGUGGGCCUGGGAGGGCCGAGCUUCACUGCGGUCCAGCUCCUCCUCACCGCCCAGCUUCCAUGAGGAGCCCCAGAGAAAGCCCAGGCGUAAGGCCACGAUCAAGCACCCUGAGACCCAGGACAAGGGCUGGAGGUUCAAGAUACCCAACUCAGAGAGGAAAAAGGUCGCAGCAGCCUCGGGCUGCCACCCAGCGAGCAAAGCCGAGAGCAAAAUGCCGCCUGGCAAGACAGCAGAUCCUGGCUCAGAAUUGGGGGAGUCCCCGAAGCUGCAAGGCCCAGGCCCGGAUGCUGCCCAGGAGGCCAAGGGGGUUGAGGGGGCACCCAGUCCUGAAGAGCGGCUGCCCCAGCAACCCGGUAGGUGGCCCCUCGUGGAGGAAGAGGAAUCUGCAGAGGCAGAAGAGGUGGAGAGUGGCUGGGGGAGCAGUGCUGGCUCCAGCCACCUCAGGGGCCCAAAAAGGAGGAAGGCAAAAGCCCAGGAACCGGACAGGCCCUGGCACCAGGAGAAGCUGCAGAGGCAGCUCCCGCAAUACCAGAGCUGUGGCUCCGAAAAGCCACCUCAGAAGGCUCAGCAGACUUUUCUCAAAGCCUCUGAUCGGACGGGAAAGGGCCAGGUCUUGGGAGAUGGUGAGACUUCCCUGUAUGUCAACUUCCCUAAUCGAACUUUCCACAAACGACAGGAGGCUACCAGAAGCCUCCUGAAGACUCGGGAGCAGCAGCAGAAGCAGGAGAGGCUGCAGGAGCAGCAGCGGCGGACUCGGGAGCUGUAUGUCCAGCAGCAGGUGGCCCGCUGCCUAGCAGCCUAUACCCCCCGAGCGAGCCGGGCCUCCAGGUCCUCUCUGCAGAAGCUGGAGGAAUUGAGGCGCCAGGAGCGCCAGCGCUUAAUAGAGUACCAGGCGGAGCUGCAGGACAUUCAGCACAGGGUGCAGGCUCGGCCCUACCUGUUCCAGCAGGCCAUGCAGACCAAUGCCCGGCUCAGCGUCAAUCGGCGCUUCUCCAGGGUCUUGUCGGCACUGGGGCUGGAUGAGCAGCAGUUGCUGGCCGAGGCAGGCAAGGGACAUGUGGAAAGCGCCACCAGGAAACCCAGACGCCACAGAUCAAUGAAGACCCUCGGGCUGGAGGAGGCUGCCGGCACGUAG
Suncus etruscus (white-toothed pygmy shrew) is the source of this 1479-nucleotide messenger RNA. RefSeq names its product testis specific 10 interacting protein (gene TSGA10IP). Gene Ontology annotation, biological process: cilium organization. The transcript has 9 exons. The record is from RefSeq and is a predicted model, not a curated record. Bases 1 to 1479 code for a protein of 492 amino acids. Gene Ontology annotation, cellular component: photoreceptor connecting cilium; ciliary basal body; cilium. Lineage: Eukaryota; Metazoa; Chordata; Mammalia; Eulipotyphla; Soricidae.